AUGGAACUUGACGAAGAGUCUGCCAUCUUAUCGCUAGCUCCCUUCAAGGAACUCAAAUACCUCCUGCUUUACGGCACUGGCCUUCUCAACCCGUACAGCGCGACGUACUAUCCCAGCGGCGUGCGUCUGCACAGCGUUCUCCAGUCCAUUCUUCCUGAGAGUAUCGUGAGCGUCGCGAGCAACGACCUCAAGUAUACCGACAUUCUCAACCUAAGCACCGAGUUGAGAAACGGAGAGUAUGCAUACCUCAGGCGUCUAUGGAUUCCAAACUGGCUCAACAUCAAGAUUUCAGCAGCACGAGAGGGGUCAAGAAUUGUGGCCCAGGUCGACAGAUGGAGAACGUCAACACAGUUUACUGCGAGCCAGGAUAUGGGCCGCCACUACUAA
Colletotrichum scovillei is the source of this 387-nucleotide messenger RNA. RefSeq lists its product as uncharacterized. The record is from RefSeq and is a predicted model, not a curated record. The transcript is spliced from 2 exons. Lineage: Eukaryota; Fungi; Ascomycota; Sordariomycetes; Glomerellales; Glomerellaceae. Bases 1 to 387 code for a protein of 128 amino acids.